Molecule: messenger RNA, 1874 nt
Organism: Cuscuta europaea
Lineage: Eukaryota; Viridiplantae; Streptophyta; Magnoliopsida; Solanales; Convolvulaceae
Source: the annotation of a GenBank genome assembly
AUUCAAAACACAAGGAGGGAAGAAAUAUACUCCGUACCAGGGUAAUUAUGGAUUGACAAACUCACAAAAGUGAUAACACUCCCUGAGUAUCAGGUAGUGAUAUUAUCAAUAUUGCCAUUCUCCGUACUGGCUUAACAGUAUCUGUCUGUAUUAGUCCCAACAUGGAUACAGUAUGCUCCAAACUCCUUUAAUUUGUCCAUAUUCUUCAUCUUCAUCACCAUCAUCACAUAAUACUCACUUUCCGCGCGCGUGUUCCGGAUUCAACAAGUUUUCACAAAGAGAUCAAGGAAAAGGAUUGAAGCAGCAAGAGAUGGGGGAAGAAUCAUCACUACCAUUGAUCUGUAGAGCGUCAGCCACCGAUGCCCCCAUUAUCUCCUCAUGCAACGAGCGCAUCAGACCUCUUCUUGACUGCGUUGACCAGCUCCGGGAGCUCAAGAUCAUGCAAGAAGGCAUCCAGCUCCCCACCAUCGUCGUCGUCGGCGACCAGUCCUCCGGCAAGUCCAGCGUCCUCGAGUCCCUCGCCCGAAUCCACCUCCCCAGAGGGCAGGGGACCUGCACGCGUGUCCCGCUCAUCAUGCGUCUCCAGAACGCCCCAUUUCUUGAUAACCCAGAGCUCCGGUUGGAAUACAAUGGGAAAGUCGUCCCUACAGACGAAACCCACAUUGAGGAAGAUAUUAUUCAGGCCACCGAAGAGAUUGCCGGCCCCGGGAAAGGGAUUUCCCACACCGCAUUGACCUUGGUCGUGCAAAAGAACGGAGUUCCUGACCUUACCAUGGUUGACUUGCCCGGAAUAGUCCGAGUUCCUGUUCAGGGCCAACCGGGCGACAUUUACGAGCAGAUCUCCAGUAUCAUCAUGGAGCACAUUACCCCGGAAGAGAGCAUUAUCCUCAAUGUCCUGUCUGCGACGGUGGAAUUCCCGAUAUGCGAAUCCAUCCGGAUGUCACAGGAAGUGGACAAGUCCAGGGAAAGGACACUCGCGGUGGUCACCAAGGUCGACAAAGCACCAGAAGGGCUUCCGGAGAUGGUCACUGCUGAUGACGUUAAAAUUGGACUUGGUUAUGUCUGUGUCAGAAACAGGAUCGGCGAAGAAGGGUAUGGGGAGGCAAGAAUGGCUGAAACCUUGCUUUUCGAGAGUCACCCGUUGCUAAGUAAGCUUGACAAGUCUAUGGUUUCUGUCCCGGUCCUUGCUCAGAAACUGGUUAGGAUUCAGGAGGGAAUGAUCAUGAAAUGUCUGCCCCAAAUCAUAAAGAAAAUCAAUGACAAGCUCGCAGCCAAUGUAGCCGAGCUGAACCGGCUGCCACAGAAGCUUAACUCAGUAGGGGAAGCCGUGGCAUCAUUCAUGCGUGUUCUAAGCUCAGUCAAGGACUCGUUGAAGAAAAUCAUGGUCCUAGGCGAGUUCAACGAAUACCCCGAGGAUAAAGAAAUGCAUUGCACUGCCAGGCUGGUGGAGAUGCUCAACCAUUACUCCUUGGAGUUGAGGUCAACGGGAAAUCCUUCCCAGGGUCAAGUAGGGUUUUUGAUGGAGGAAAUCUCAGCUUUGGAGGAGUCAAAGGGGAUUCAUCUCCAGAAUUUCCUCCCCAGAGGGGUUUUCCUUAACAUGCUGCAGAGUAAAGUGAAGGCCGUUUCAGGCAUACCUAUAGAUUUGGUUGACCGGAUUUGGGAUUACAUCGAGAAAGUUGUUAGACCCGGAGGAUAAAAUAGUAGAUUAUAUAAGGGUGUAGAAAUAUGACUGGACCGGAUAUCACUUCUAGUCACGUAUUAAAUACGCUUUCGUAAAAGUUUACUAUCUACCCUUAUCACAGUAACCGGCUUACAAGAUAGAACUUUUGGGAUAAAAAGAAGGUGUACAAGUGUAUUUUAGCUACUGAUAAAAU